Molecule: messenger RNA, 522 nt
Organism: Acanthoscelides obtectus
Lineage: Eukaryota; Metazoa; Arthropoda; Insecta; Coleoptera; Chrysomelidae
Source: the annotation of a GenBank genome assembly
AUGAGGGGUGGUUCUGUGACAAGGUACUGCGCGGCUUCAGUUAUCGGUGUAGCGAGUCGGCGAUCGGUCUGUGCUACCAAGUCGCGUCACGCCACGCGUUUUUUGUGCUCAGCCAUCAAAGCCGUAAAAGCCAGGAUUCAAAGGAAUCCACUCCGGAAGCAGAAGAUCCUAUCCAGGGAAAUGAAGAUUCCUGUCCGGACGAUGUCGCGCAUCAUUAAACAAGACCUAGGGCUAGGGGCUUACCGGAGACAUAAUUUUUGAGGUAUAAAGAUUAGAUAUGUGAAAGAAAAGGGGUUGCUGGAGACAAAACUCUUGAGUUUUUCAAUUUUUCCUGUAAAAAGCAUGUUAAAAAUAUCGCAGUGCUAAGAUGAUUGUUGAGAUAUAAAUGAAAGCAAUUGGAAAUACGGUAAUGAAGAGGUUAGUGCGGAGGGCCAGUUCUUGGAUAUUCCGAAUAAAUGUUGUGAAAUAUGAAUUUUUCUACGAAAAGUCAAAUAUUUCAUUCCAAGAUAUUUUUUAUACACC